CCACACGGCCCCCACAUGCCAGCCGUCGUCGCCAGACGCCAGCAAGUUUUUCGUGCGCAAUUAUCUUCGCCACUCGCCAGCGUUUCACCAUACUGUGGCCAGAUCACAGAUCAGCACACUUCUCCGUCCACGAACGAGCUCGGCUCCAGUCGAAGCCGCCACGCCUCAAACAAGAGGGUCACCACGGCGAUGGACAAGCGCGGCAGCUCGUCCGACGACGUGGAGGCGCCGCUGCUCCCGCCGCCGCCGCCCGCGCGCGACGACGGUGCCAAGGAACGGCCGUCGUCGUCUUGGGUGCGCGCGCUGCUCGCGCACAGGUACCCGGCGGUGGCGUCGGGCCCGGCGGCGGCCGCGGCCGUGUGCGUGCUCGUGGACCUCGGCUUCGGCGCUGGGGGCGCCCACGCCAACCACCACCACCACCGCGAGGCCCGCAACAUGCUCGCCGUGCUCGCCUGGGUCUUCCUCUGGUGGGUCACGGGCGCCGUCCCGCUGGCCGUCGCCUCCAUGGCGCCGCUCUUCCUCUUCCCGCUCUUCGGCGUCGCCUCCGCCGACGCCGUCGCCAAGGCCUACAUGGACGACGUCAUCUCGCUCGUCCUCGGCAGCUUCAUCCUCGCGCUCGCCAUCGAGCACUACCAAAUCCACCGCCGCCUCGCCCUCAACAUCACGUCGCUCUUCUGCGGGGACCCGGUGCGGCCGCCGCUGCUGCUGCUGGGCAUCACCGGCACCACCUUCUUCGUCAGCAUGUGGAUCCACAACACGGCGUGCACGGUCAUGAUGAUGCCAGUGGCGACAGGGAUCUUGCAGAGGCUGCCGCGCGGAGGCGGCGACGCCGGGGCGCACGGGGAGGUCCGCCGCUUCUCCAAGGCGGUGGUGCUCGGCGUCGUCUACGCGUCGGCUAUCGGCGGGAUGGCCACGCUGGCGGGCACCGGCGUCAACAUCAUUCUCGUCGGGAUGUGGUCCACCUACUUCCCGGAGCAGCAGCCCAUCACCUUCAGCUCCUGGAUGUGCUUCGGCCUCCCCAUGGCGCUCAUCCUCUUCUUGGCACUCUGGAUCACGCUCUGCCACAUGUACUGCUCCAAAAACACCGGAAAGGCACUCUCUGCUCACCUCGACAGAAGCCAUCUCAGAAGAGAGCUCAGCUUGUUAGGUACAAUGGUUUUUGCAGAGAAGAUGGUCUUGGCAGUGUUUGGGGGUCUAAUUGUGCUAUGGAUGACCAGGAACCUUACAGAUGACAUGCCAGGGUGGGGAGCUCUCUUCCACAACAAAGUUGGAGACGGAACAGUCACCAUCAUGAUGGCCACGCUACUCUUCAUAAUUCCAAGCCGGAAGAACAAGGGCGAGAAGCUGAUGGACUGGAACAAGUGUAGGAAGCUCCAGUGGGACAUUAUCCUCCUCCUGGGGGCAGGAUUCGCCAUUGCCGAAGGAUUCAGGUCAAGCGGCCUCACUGAUAUCCUCUCUGACGGGCUCAGGUUCCUGAAGGGUGCAGAGACGGCGGUCAUUGUACCUGUGGCCUGCAUCGUCAGUGGUGUCAUCACGGAGUUCACCUCUGACGAUGCGACCACGACGCUGGUGCUCCCCCUGUUCGCUGAAUUGGCGAAGGCGAUCAAUGUGCACCCAGCGUUCCUUAUGGUUUCUGGAGCUGUUGGGGCUCAGCUUUCCUACUUGUUACCUACUGGAUCGCCGUCAAACGUAAUUGGGUUCAGUAGUGGCCACAUUACCAUCAAGGAUCUUGUGAUCACAGGACUGCCCCUGAAAGUUGUCGGGAUCGCAGCUCUGACAAUCUUGAUGCCAACUCUAGGAUCACAGGUUUUUAGCACAGACAGCAAGUUCUAGGAGUGGAAUGCAAAUUUUGGACUGUUUAUCCCUCCAAGUCCAGUUGUAUAUAUGUACAGUACUUUCCUUAUCUCGUAUCUGUGUCCUAGUCAAAACUAUGGGGGCUAUACACUUUGAUCUGUACAAGGUUAAACUUUGAGAUUUGUAUAUGCAAUCUCUUUGUGAAAAAUAGCUAUAGAAAUGCACCUUGAGAGCUAAAUGAAGUCAAAGGGAGAGCAAUUUAAAAUUCAAGAGGAACUUAUCAGCCCAUCCUAACAUGGGAAGCUCAAUCCUAUUCCAAAACUUCAGCAUACAAAGGAUGAUGGAUUUGAAACGGAGGAAAUUUCAGAACAAAUGUUGGAAAGGUCAGUAUCCUAUCAAGUACUUAUAUGGGUAAAUAAAUACUUUGUAAAGCUUGUGGGUUUCGCACUUUUUGUAGCGAGCCCCAAGGAUAUGCCAUACUAUCUUAAACUGAAAUUUCUGUACUCUGAAAUGUCACUGGUGUUA
Messenger RNA from Sorghum bicolor (sorghum), 2319 nucleotides. Its product is annotated as tonoplast dicarboxylate transporter. NCBI's taxonomy places the organism in Eukaryota, Viridiplantae, Streptophyta, Magnoliopsida, Poales, Poaceae. The record is from RefSeq and is a predicted model, not a curated record. Gene Ontology annotation, biological process: monoatomic anion transmembrane transport. The transcript is spliced from 6 exons. Bases 16 to 1833 code for a protein of 605 amino acids. Gene Ontology annotation, molecular function: transmembrane transporter activity. Gene Ontology annotation, cellular component: membrane.